Ceutorhynchus assimilis (cabbage seed weevil) is the source of this 1115-nucleotide messenger RNA. Lineage: Eukaryota; Metazoa; Arthropoda; Insecta; Coleoptera; Curculionidae. The record is from the annotation of a GenBank genome assembly.
CUUGGGUGGAAACGGCCAUUAGUAACCGGGUUAGAAAACGGUAUGUCAUUUCUCUAACCGUUUUGUAACCCGGUUAGUUAAACCGGAGCCACGUGAAAAGAACUAUUGCUUUAACUUAACCUAAGAAAAAAUCUGUAUGGAGAAGGAAGUGUUAUGGUUUUUAAUUUUUAUAAUUUAAAUAGAAUUUAAACUUUAAAAGACCCUAUCUUUAGAUUAACCUUGAGAGGUUUUCUUCAUCUAGCUGAAUCCCCAAAGGCACUCAUUUGUCUAGUUGAAUCCUUGCAAAACUAACCACAUCAAGAGAAUGGCCUUAUUUAUAAGAAAUGCAAAAGCUACAUGUGAAACUGUAACACCGUUGAUCCAGUUUAAAAGAUUCCGAGGCAAAAUCAAUAUCCAAAGACCCAGACCGCCUCAUUUUGAAAAAGCAAAAUAUCUAGCUCUAACAAAACCAUGGUACUUACCCAAAAACUUUGGCAAAACAAAUGUGGAGCUAUGCAGCAAAUCGGAAACUCUACUAUACAAAAAGCAAGAGGAGAGAAAUAUUUUUCAAGAAAUCAUUGCACAAGAACUAAAUCGUUGGUUUACAACAUCUAAGCUUAUAGCGUUUUGUCAUUACAAUUCUAUGUCCAAGGAACAAGAGUUUGACGCUUAUUUACAGUUUAAAAAUGCUAAAAUGCAUUUCAAACAAUAUGGAAAGAAGACCCUGGAGUUAGCUGUUAAAGGAACACCAUACGAAACAGUGCUCGAUUUUUACAUUUCAAGAAAUCUGACGAUAUUUAGUCCAGAACCUGAGAUCAAGAAGUUGUUGAGGGUUUUAAAGAAAUUUCCUCAACUUGUGUUAAUGGCUGGUAUAUAUGAAAACAGAUUAUUAAGCAAGGACGAACUGCUACAUUACAGUACAAUCCCCAACUUACAAAUGGCACAAGCAGGUUUAGUGCAAACACUGAAUAGUGCCAGUGUGCAGCUAGUCAGCAACCUAAAUAGUCAUCAAACAACACUGGUUUCACAUUUAGAACAAAGAGUAAAACAAUUAGGAGAGGAAUAAAGUGUCAAUUACUGUUUGUAAAUAAAAAAAAAAUAUUCUUAUUGUUUUGUUAAUUGCAAACCAAAAAUCC